Molecule: messenger RNA, 3581 nt
Organism: Pogona vitticeps (central bearded dragon)
Lineage: Eukaryota; Metazoa; Chordata; Lepidosauria; Squamata; Agamidae
Gene: BCL2L14
Product: BCL2 like 14
Biological process (GO): regulation of extrinsic apoptotic signaling pathway
Source: RefSeq, a predicted model, not a curated record
CACCCAUUAACCUCUCAGCUACAUUGACGAUGCAAUAAGGAAGUGGAACCAGAAGCUCUUUUCUCCGAGUUCCUUACACGUUAGUCUUUCAGUAUAAAGAUCAAGGGUUGUGUCUUUUCAGAUUAGGAGAAGUGUUACUGGGGCAUUUUGUGACGCUAUUAGAAAACCAGGAAAGAAGAAUUUUGGGGACUGUUUUGGCAACUUUAUCCAAAGGUGCAGCAUGAAUGGAGCCAGUUCUUCCAGCAUGGAAGAAAUCCCUUUGGAUGAUGUGGACAGAAACAGCAUGGAAUACAGAAUGCUUAUGGCCUAUGCCCAGCGCCGCUUGUCUGCCAGCAAAUAUGAGCAACUUUUAAAAGAGGAAGCAAAGAGUCCGGGAGGAACACCCCUCUACAAGGAGGAUACGCAGGCAGGUGAUCCUGUACAUGAAAGAAAGAAACUUGAAAGCUCAUCCCCUGAGGAUCAAAAACAGCCUGCGAAAAACUGGAGCCAGAAGAAGAGGAAGAAGAAAACCAUGAAAUCCACCUGGAAACAUCUUCUGUUUCCUUCUUGUCUGAGGGCACAAAUAGAUGAGGAGGCCCCACAGAGAUUAGCAAGGGAAGACACUGUAAAUGGAUAUGGGUUCAUGGAAUGUGCCCAUGCCACACCUUUACCAGAGGCACAAGGUACUUGCUUUACAGAUGACCCUGCCAUCACUCUUGUGGCAGCCAGGCUUGCUGAAAUAAUUGAUAAUUCCAGAUCUUCCGAGCAGGAUGGUUUCAAAGCAUUGGCGCAUUCUGAGAGUCUAGAAGAAGAUGGUGGAUGGACCAGUGAAGCCAGACUUGAAGAUGUUGAUGGAAAGGAUGAUGAAGAAAAGAUAAUAAACACAAUAGUUGCCUUCUUAAGAAAAUCAGGAGAUGAACUGCAAACAAAGAUUGAAAAAGAUAAGAGUUUUCUUCAACGCAUCUUAGACCUGAUGUCCUAUACAUUCUAUCGGAGAGUAACCAACCAGUUCCUAGGGGAUGCUCUCGCAGCAGGCUCCACAAUGGACUCUGAGAUCCAUGUUCAAAGGACCAAGAUUGCUCUUGCGAUGGAGGUCACAGCGAGACUUAGUGUUUUGGGCAGUCAUCCCAUGAACAUUGUGCUUGGCUUUGGAACAAAAUACCUCAAGGAUCAUUUUAGCCCUUGGAUCAACAGCCAAGGGGGAUGGGAGAAAGCAUUAGGAUUACCAGACCAGGAAGAAGUGGAAUGAUGAAAGAAUUUGUUCUUCAGGAGGUGUUCCUUAAUUUGAAGCUGUGGAUUGAGAUGCGAACAUCCCCUCAAACUUUUAAAAGACAUCUGCCCUAUCCAGGUGUUAGAAUUACCAGGUUCUUGAACAUGCUGAGAGAAGGGUUUUUUUUUUCCUUCCUCCACCAUUUGUCACUUACUUCACCUCAUGACAUAGGUGGAAGAGGAAGGUUCUCAUUUAUGUGCAGGCCCUACAUUCAAGCAGGAAUCCAACUUUUGCAGGCAUUCCUCUCUAAAUUCAUUCAAGAAACUGGUUUUCUAAUGCCCAUAAACAGGGCUUUUGUCUGUGGCACCAAAAUGCCAGGGUAUGUGCAAUGAAGAUAUGUUGUCGUUCAGUCGUAACAGACUUUUUUUGAUACAGGCCCUGUGCUGGAACCUGGUGUGACAGGAUGAAUGCCAGGGUCUGAAGGCCCAUGAGAGCCUUCUUUUGAUUUCUUCCUCUCAACAGAAAACACUGGAUGAUGGAGCUGCACCAUCUUUGUCAUCCCAGAGUCCAGAAACAUUCUGCUGUAAUGGUGGCUACUUUGCAUCUUAGCCUUGAAUGGUUCCUUGCCUUCCUUGCAUUGCUUCCUGUCCUUGGUGCCAGCCACACAGGCCAGUAAGAUUAGUCAGGCACUAAGAAGUGUCUUCAGCCACUGCCACCAUUUUCCUUUCCACUAGCCACCCCUCCCACCUGAUGCCAUCACUGUCAGUGUUCUCAGAAAUCUGCUGCCAGCCCAGCGAUGACAUACUAGCUCUUUGCAUAAUUCACUCUGACAAUCCAUGAUUUAGGCAGAGAAAUUGCUCAGUACUUUGUCUGAAGAAACAUAUGUAAAAGUAUAAAGGGGAAACAAUUAGAACUGAUACAAAAAAAUGAGUUGAGGACUAGAGGAUCAGGAAUUAUGCUUAAUGAAAUCAGAAUGAGAAAGGGCUUCCACCCUUUUAAUACGGAUGCAAAAAGCAGUUUCAUCACCUACAGUUUGUUCCACUACUGUAGCAUAAGAUGAAACACACAAGGAGGAGAAUUACAUGGUAAAUUCAUACUGAGGAGUCUCAUUUCAGACAAGGUGUGGAAAGUGCUCAUUUGAAUGUUUUCCUCUGUGAAAAUUUCCUUCCACAUCCAAAAACUGACAUCCUGGGGGAAGGUUUUAGAUUAGUCUCCUCCCUGUAACACAUCAGUUUCCUGUGUUCAGGGAGAUUUCUCCAUCAGGGAGCAUUUAAAGAUGGAAAGUGCAUGGAACGAUGGUACAUAUGGAGAGGGUUUAGAAUAUAAUUUUUUUUUUUUAAAAAAUGUGGAAAACAGAAACAUGUAAACCUAUGUUUAUUUUAGUGGCAUCAUAGUGGAAACAAUUAUAAAUUCUUGAAACACUUGAAAAGCUAGGUGUUUGUCUAAAUUUCUUCCUCAUCCCUUUCUUUGUUUUUCCACAUUGCUAAGGAAGAUGUCCCUGUCUUUUCUGUUCUGACCAAGCAACUGAGAUCAGGCCCUUACUUCUUCAUCUUUGAUGUCACUCCCAGUGGAGCCCUCAAGAAAAUCUAAUUUUGGCCCACAGUUCAAUGCGGUAAUACUGAAUAAUGACAAAGGAAGUGUGGAAUGUUUCAAACCUAAAAGACAGAGAACAUUUGAGGAUUGAUUCAAAUUUAUUGCAGAAUGGGACAUUAUGUUAGUUUAAAACUUGCCACAGAACUGAUUAGUUUCCUUGCUGCUUACUUGUUUACCUCGUGAUGGAUGGUAUUAAUCAUGCAUAUUAUUAUUUUGAAAGUGGCAGCAAAGCUUUCUAUCAGCAGAUUCAUUUAUGGAAAAUAUCAGUGGAGAUGCAGCUGAUGCAAACCGAACACUGUUUGAGAUUUAUAAACAGUUGAUUCAGUCGUUGAUUUAUGUCUGCCUUUGUCAGUUCUGAUUGUGAGCAAGUCAACAUACUGAUCACUCCACUCUGAUUUUAUUUUGCUGCUUCACUGAAUGACCCAAGAUAUGCUAGAAUUAUGUGCCAGAUAGAAGUUGCCAUGGUUGUGUGCAGCUAUCCAAAAGCACCCAGCUAUUCUUCAUUUUCUCUCUCUUGAAAUUUUUUUACAGCAAGAGCCAAUACAAAAGAUUUCUAGCCAAGAAUGCUGGUUUAUAUUUAAGACCAAUUAAAAAAUUGAUUUGUCACCCAAGUUGUAGAUAACUCUUUUCAGUCACUCUAUUUCUGGAAAGGGAAAUAGUGGCUUCGUCUGAUAUUUGACCGACGAACUGAAAUCUUGGCUCUGAAAUUGGACAAAAUUGAGAAAACCCUAUUAUUAGCCCUAGCCCUAGCCCUAAUUGUUGUAUUUGAUAAAAUGGUAAAAUAAAUGACUUGAAUAAU